AUGGCCUCGGAGUCUGACGUCGUGAACAGGCUGGCCGGGCUGAUCGAGAGGCGCGUCAGGUUCAUCGAGGCGCAGGCCACCGCUGGCAUAGACCGCCAUUGCCUGUUGCCAGCUCAGUGCGGUGCGAUAGUCAGCGAGAUCAUGCAGGGGCGUGUCAUGGAUGAGGACGAACCCACGGCAAUCACCUCGGCCAUCGCCCGAGGCCCGUGGUCCGACGGGCAGAAGCUUCAAGUGGCCAGCGCCUUGCAGGAAACGGUGGUCAAACCUCUGAAGGGCAAGAG
Messenger RNA from Prorocentrum cordatum, 281 nucleotides. Lineage: Eukaryota; Dinophyceae; Prorocentrales; Prorocentraceae. The record is from the annotation of a GenBank genome assembly.